CUCAAAAGUGCUUUUUGUAACAAGCUGCCACAAGAAGCAGUUUCAGAAAGCUCCACCAAAACCCCCUCUCUCUGCUAUUCUGGGCACAGAAACCAACCACACCACACCAACACCACACCACAUCAAGAUUCAAGGGUGCAGGAAUUUUCAACCUGCAGGUGGAGAAAUUCUCAAGAAGCAGACCCAUCAAAUCCCCCAGUUCUGGUCGCCCUUUACAGCUUUCCUGGCGAUCGACUUCCGCUAUUGUCUGCUUUUCGCAUUGGCUUGAAACUUAUCGAGUGCGUCAACGUCAGAUGGCUUCUCUGGCGACCGCCGAACUCUGCGACGCGAACCCUGCCCUGAUCGCGAAAGGCGAGCUGCGCGUCCUGCAGCCGGUCUUCCAGAUGUUCGGCCAGUGCCGGGCCUUCUGCGGCCCGAUAGUCACUCUCAGAGUGUUCGAGGACAACGUUCUGGUGCGCGAGCUACUCGAGUCACCCGGGGACGGGAGAGUGCUGGUGAUCGACGGCGGCGGGAGCAUGCGGUGCGCCCUCGUCGGCGGCAACCUGGGGCAGCUGGCUCAGAACAUGGGGUGGGCCGGGAUCCUCGUGAACGGCUGCAUUCGAGACGUCGACGAGAUCAAUGGCUGCGACGUCGGCGUUCGAGCACUCGGGUCGCACCCCUUGAAGUCCAACAAGAAGGGCCUCGGCGAGAAGCAUGUUUCGGUGAACGUCGGCGGCGCGGUUAUUCAGGAUGGAGAGUGGCUGUAUGCAGAUAGUGAUGGUAUCCUCAUUUCUAAGACCGAGAUAUCUAUUUGAUCAUAUAUGUAUACAAAAGAGUGUUUCACUUUUUGAUACCAAAUCAGAGAAUUUAAUUAAACAACUUUGGCUUGGAACAA
This is a messenger RNA of Ananas comosus (pineapple), 874 nucleotides long. Its product is annotated as putative 4-hydroxy-4-methyl-2-oxoglutarate aldolase 3. The coding region runs from base 294 to 794 and encodes 166 amino acids. Lineage: Eukaryota; Viridiplantae; Streptophyta; Magnoliopsida; Poales; Bromeliaceae. Gene Ontology annotation, molecular function: ribonuclease inhibitor activity. The transcript is spliced from 3 exons. The record is from RefSeq and is a predicted model, not a curated record. Gene Ontology annotation, biological process: regulation of RNA metabolic process.